AUGGAAUCAGGCACUGGCGCAGCAAACGACGAUUUGAGUACAACGUUGAUGAGCAUGACGACGAUCCAACUAAAACAGGAACUCAAGAAACGAAAACUAAAGACGGCUGGACUGAAAAGCGAGCUUAUCGCAAGACUGUUGCCGUUUAUGCAACUCGAACGCGAACACGGUGAAACAGAGCAUGACGACGAUAAUCCAGUGACUCAAGUGAUGAAGAUGAGGCACCAAUCGAAAGAAGAUUUAAGAAAAGAAACCCGAAGAAACCAAUUAUUGACGUUCAGAGAUGUUGAAGAAUCCCUGGAAACAUUCAGCGGAGAUGACAGAACCAACGUGAAAAGAUGGAUCAAAGAUUUUAAAGAAAUGGCGGUAUUGUGCGAGUGGUCCGACAUCCAGAAGGUAGCAUACGCGAAGCGCCUUCUUCGCGGUUCAGCGAAGCUAUUCGUAAAUUAUGAAAAGUGUACGAAGACGUGGAAAAAAUUACGGCGAGCAUUAAUAGAAGAAUUUGCCAACAUUGUAAAUGGUCACGCAGUGCAUCAGGAGUUAUCACGACGAAAGAAGACAUCCGACGAGUCAUACCAAGCGUACAUAUACAAAAUGCUCGAGAUCGCAGCACAAGCUGAUGUGGAUACGCAAUCGGUAAUCCAAUACAUUAUCGAGGGUAUCCAAGACGACGCAGUUAAUAAGACAGUAUUACAUGGAGCAAAAACGAUACGCGAAUUGAAGGAAAGAUUCACUCGAUACGAAGCUAUAAAAAUGGAGGGAAAAUCAAAGAUGAGGCAGUCGAAACUGGAGGAGAAGAAGAAGAUGAUCCGAGGCGACGCGGGUCCGAUGGAGGCGAAGAGAUGUUUCAACUGCGACAGUAAGGACCAUCUGGGUAAAGCGUGCCCGACGAAAGACAGAGGUGUCAAGUGUUUCAAGUGCAAUCAAUAUGGACACAUCGCUAAAUUGUGUAAAGUAGCCGUAAGUACACAGAAGGAAACCGCAUGUAUAGCCAUUAAGGAUCCGCAGCAGAAACAGAUCAAAGAAAUAAGAAUUUCAAAUCAAUGUUUCGUUGUUCAGCGUUAUAGACACCGCUAGCGAUUUAAGUUUGAUUAAUCGAGAUUGUUACAAGAAGUUAGGUUGUCCCGAAUUAAAUAAUGGCAUAAAUUUUAACGGCUUAGGCGCGAUAAAUAAUAGCACGCGCGAUUCCUUCACAACAAAUAUUGUUAUUGAU
Camponotus floridanus (Florida carpenter ant) is the source of this 1213-nucleotide messenger RNA. RefSeq lists its product as uncharacterized. The record is from RefSeq and is a predicted model, not a curated record. Lineage: Eukaryota; Metazoa; Arthropoda; Insecta; Hymenoptera; Formicidae. Gene Ontology annotation, molecular function: nucleic acid binding; zinc ion binding. The transcript is spliced from 2 exons. Bases 1 to 1077 code for a protein of 358 amino acids.